This is a messenger RNA of Meira miltonrushii, 2797 nucleotides long. RefSeq names its product POPLD-domain-containing protein. The coding region runs from base 72 to 2714 and encodes 880 amino acids. The transcript has a single exon. The record is from RefSeq and is a predicted model, not a curated record. Lineage: Eukaryota; Fungi; Basidiomycota; Exobasidiomycetes; Exobasidiales; Brachybasidiaceae. Gene Ontology annotation, cellular component: ribonuclease MRP complex; nucleolar ribonuclease P complex. Gene Ontology annotation, biological process: tRNA 5'-leader removal.
ACAACGAUCAAUAUCAUUACAUCCACGAUCUCUUCAAUGACACAACAAAUAUAGCUUAUCAACUUCUUGAAAUGUCCAGUUUGGGCAAACGUACGGCCGAAGAGCCAUUGCGGCCUAACAAACGAGCACGACAGCGAGAACAGAAGAAGUUGGCUCAUCAGAUCGAUGUCGAAUCACAAGCAAGUACGUCCACAUCUGCGGUCUCGAGUCCAGUACCAUCUGUCAAGCUUCCCGCUCAGUUGUUUGUAGAGAAAGAGCUGGCAUCUUAUGCAUACGAAACUCAAUCGUUACUCAAAGCGAUCAAAUCGUCUUCGGGCGGAAGUAGUAUUCGAGCAUGGCAAAUGCUACCACGACAUAAAAGAAGGAGAAAUGCAAGUCAUAAUCUACUUUCCCUGCCCAAACGAUUACGUGGAAAGGGUAAAGCUGAAUUGCGUGCCAGUAAUACUACACCACUUUCACGAUCCGAUAUACGAAAACGGAAAGGAAGGAAGUUACGUGCAAUGAUGGGAGCUUACCCAAGAAGAAAGGAGGGAAAACGCAAAUCUGAGCUGAUCGAUAGAGCAGCUGAUGCGGCUGCAAAUGGGAAAGCAUGGCUCGAAACGCACAUGUGGCAUGCAAAACGGUUCAGAAUGUCCGGUCAAGAAUCAAAGAUGAUUGAUGGUAAACCGAUCGUACGAACUGAUCGAUGGGGAUUCAAUUUGGCAGAAGAGUCUCAUUUGAAAAGUUUCAGAAGCAGUUGGAGAGAUGAAAAGAAUGCAGUCACAAUCAUCGAUCGCAGUUAUGAUGCUUGGCUACGUGUGAGUGCGAUUGCACGGAAAGGCACGUUAUCGGACUCAAUAGCGGCUCUGUCCAGCAUUCUACAGAAAGCCGGCUUCGAUGGGGAAUGGAAGGGAGAUUCGAUCGGCAUCUAUAGUCAAAGAGCGUUCGAGACCGUCUUAUCCAGUCCUGUUGACAAGGACAAAGAGAACAGGCGAGACAGGGAGAACGAAGUGGAAGAGACACCUUUGACUGCAUCAAGACGUGCUGUUGCGAAAGUGCAGAUCUUUUGGCAACCUGCCCAAGACGCCUCCAAAAGACAAGAAGUACUGAUUAGAACGCAUCCGACAAGCAUUGCUCAAGUAGAGAGAGCAGUUCGUCAGGCAAUCGUACCCGGCUUACAGAGCACCAAUACCAAAGCACAGGUCGAUUUGGUACGUUUGAACGAUAUACCCCAUCCUAUCAUCUCGGCAGGUUCUGGCGCCAAAGGAAGACGACAUGGAAAGCAACCUGUAAGGAAGAAGGAGGCAAAACCAAUGGAAGUGAAAGAGAUUCAGCGGCGGUCUGGCAAGGAAAUGAUAGAACAGCUUACGCAGAACUUCUUGCGGGAAUGGCAGCGUAAACAGGCCUACAAUGUAUUUGAGAUAUGCGGACCCUCAGCGGAUAAAUUGAUUUCCAAAGUUCUGGUCCCGACUGAGGAUUACAACGAUCAAAGUCAUCUGGCAAGCAAGCUGAGGAGCGGUAAAGGCGUGGAUGGAGAGAUCAUUUCGCUGGAAGUUUAUGAUCCAAGAUUGAGCUUUCCUCCGCGAGGUGAGAAGAAGCAAAAGAAGCAGGCUGCAUCUCUUCCCGUGCGAAAUGAGCAGAAGCUCUUUGUCGAGGGAUGUCCGACUCCAACAUAUAGCAGCGGUGAGAUACACAGCAGAAGGGCUUCUUUGCCUAUACCUGGCUCACGUUUGAAGCCAACGUCAAAAGAUGAUAUCAUACCCGUUAUCCUGGUCCGUAGUCGUCAGUCAUCACAUCAAUCAAAUUGGACGAUUGUCCUACCAAGAGGAUGGGGAAAAGCAUUUUGGCUUUCAUUCGUUCAUCCUGGGACACGUGUGUUAGGACAAAAACAAUUGCACGCUUUGCAAUUUGAUAAAGGUAAACCAACUUUUCCUUGUGAUUGGGUAUCAACACCUGCUUUCAAACGGUGGGCUGAAAGUGAAGGUCAAUAUGCUUUUGAUAUUUGGCAUCGUACGCCACCGGCAAAGAGAGUCAAUUUUGAUCACAACGGAAUUCGUUGGCCGUUUGGUGGGGAUGCGUUGUGGUUGGAAGUUGUACGAAAUGGGAUGGUUUAUAGUAUCGGAGAUAAUAGCGAACAUAUCAAAAAUUCUGCAAAAGGAUCACCUUGGCUAUAUGCUGGCGUUAGUCGCUCGUUCACAUUGCAUGUCUUGAUUGAAAUGUAUGGGGACUGGAUCAAACGGGAUAAAGCUGUUGAAUCUUCUUUACCGUUUGUUCCCCUCAUUUCACAAUUAAGUCGUGCAAUAUUGGUCGUUCGAUUGACUGCUUGUCGAAGAGGAGCAUUUGAAAGAUGGGAUGAAAUCCAUUCGCUUUCAUACGAACAAAGUCAAAGAUGGAGAUCAUCAUUACAAGCCACACAAGAUGAUAAAUAUCAACGUGAUCAACUUCAAAAUCUAGAACAAAAGGGUGUGAAAGGAUCCAGUCAUAUUGGCUCAAUCACUACCGGUCAAUUUGCACUCUCGAACGGAAGAGGUAAAGCGAUUGGCAGCAUCAGCUUAUUGGCCUAUUUGCAAAUUGCAUGGCACGAGCAGCAAUUCAAUAGUACAACUCAACCGACUUCCAAUGGCACCAAAGCAGUUGUUCGUAAUCCUAUUCCACUCUCCAAUCUUGUCCUUAUUCGUUCUACCAAAGGAGGGCCAAUGCGUGCAGCAAGCAUGGAAGCCGUAUCAUUGCUAUAAGAUCACAUCUUUGAACAGCAUUAACACAGUGUAUAACAAUCACCUUUGUAUUUUUAAAACAAAAGGCCAUUCAAUCUCAUGCC